AUGCCGAAACCUUUAACAAAACGACGUGCUAGAGUCAGAGAUACUAGUACUUUUGAAACUCUUCGAAGACUACGACAAACGGGUGGUUCUCGUUUACAGGAAUAUGAAAUAAAACAAGACGAAGAUAUUUAUGAAGAAGUUAAUGAAGAGACGUAUCAAAAUUUUCUUAAUGAAGAAAUUAAGAAAAAUAACUUCAUCGAAGAUGAUGAUGGAACAGGUCAACAAUAUAUAAAUGAUGAUUUAGGAAAGGAAUAUUCUAGUGACUCGGAAUCUGGUUCUGAUUACGAUGAAACUCUUCAAGAAGAUGGUCAAUCGUGUCAAAUUAGAUCUGACCAAAAAAUAAAUGCUUUCUUUCAACGAGCGCUUUUAAAACCAAAGACAGUCAAAACAACAGCAGAAGAGACAGAAUUUAUGUCUUGUCUUCUUCAAGAUUUAGAUAAUGAUGUGGGUGAUUCAGAACUUGAUCUUUUUCAGAUACCAAAUGAUAAUAAUAAUAACAAUAAUAAUAAUCGAGAGAAAAAUAGAAUUUCGAAAAAGAAUAAUGAUAAUAAUAAUAAUUAUAAUUCAACUCAAUCAAUUAACAAUACUGACAAUAAUAAUUUCGAAUAUAUGGAUUUUCAAGGUUGGGAUGAUGAUAUGAGUGAUCUAGAAUUUAGUAAUGUCGUAACAACAAUUAAUGGAAAUGAUGCAAAACGAAAUCAUGAAAUUGAUAAGGGCAAUAAAGACAUAAAUCAAGAUACAAUAAGAAUGUAUUGGAUUGACGCGUAUGAAAAACAAGGAAUUGUUUAUCUAUUCGGAAAGACUUUCGAUAAAAUCGCUAAUUCUUAUGUAAGCUGUUGUGUCACUGUUCAGAACAUUCAACGAAAUCUUUUCUUUUUAUCAAGAAAAUUUGAACUUGAUGUCAAAUUCGAUGAUGCCUUUAAAGAAGUUAUAAAAAUCAGAGAAAAAUAUAAAAUUAAGAGAUUUGAAGUAAAAAAUACAUCUAGAAAAUAUGCAUUCGGAUUACCUGAUGUUCCUGUUCAAUCUGAUUACUUAAAAGUCGUAUAUUCAUUCGAUG
Messenger RNA from Diversispora eburnea, 1057 nucleotides. NCBI's taxonomy places the organism in Eukaryota, Fungi, Glomeromycota, Glomeromycetes, Diversisporales, Diversisporaceae. The record is from the annotation of a GenBank genome assembly.